AUGAUAAUAUUGAUGGUCUCUGGAGUAUCCACCGAUGCCGUCACGCCGACGCCACCUAAACCAGGGUCCCAAGCCAGUCCCUGCUCCCGCCUCCAGCAAACCAAGGCAGACGCCGCACUAGAGGGCGGAAACGCGGGCUCGCCAAUGUCGGGCUUACCAACGCCCCCGCCGACACCCCCAGAGCCCGUUCCGGCUCACUUCAUCUCUGGGCUGGAUAAAAUCCUUUCGAGUAAGGAGCGAUGUGCUGCAGAGAAUAUCAUCGAGUCCACCAGACCCUACGCCGCCGUUUCUUUUGAGGUAUUCAAGAAGACACUCGGGGUCAUCACAGACAGAAUUCGAUACCGUACACCAACAACGCCGAAGACCCCCUCAGCCACCCUUCUUACCUCCUCCCUCUUCUUCAAGGACCUCGAGUGA
Pleurotus ostreatus (oyster mushroom) is the source of this 417-nucleotide messenger RNA. RefSeq lists its product as uncharacterized. The transcript has 2 exons. Bases 1 to 417 code for a protein of 138 amino acids. NCBI's taxonomy places the organism in Eukaryota, Fungi, Basidiomycota, Agaricomycetes, Agaricales, Pleurotaceae. The record is from RefSeq and is a predicted model, not a curated record.